Prorocentrum cordatum is the source of this 465-nucleotide messenger RNA. NCBI's taxonomy places the organism in Eukaryota, Dinophyceae, Prorocentrales, Prorocentraceae. The record is from the annotation of a GenBank genome assembly.
GUAACAUUGGAAGCUGGAAGUUGGAACUGGUGCAGGCUGCAGGAGCCCUCAUCCCCGCAGCCUGUUGGCUCCCAAAGCGGCUGGGUCGAUCUGCGGCGCUGCGUGGUCUCGUCCUCGCUGUUGCUCGUCGUGCGUCUCCUCGUUUGUCGUCGUCAUCCCCCCCGCUCCGAGGCCCUCACCAGCCUCGGCAACGCUUACGGCCGGCUUGGCGACUUCGCUAAGCAGCUGUCGGUUCAGGAGAGGGCUCUGAAGAUCAAGGAAAAGUUCUACGGGGCAGACCACCACUCCGUCGCCCGCACGCUGGCGGGCUUGGGGUGCGCCUACGGCAGGCUGGGCGACGUGACGAAACAGAGGCAGCUGCUCGAGAGGGCGCUCGGCGUCCAGGAGGCGUUCUACGGCCCCGACCACGCGGAGGCCGGGUGGCCCCUGGGAGGAUCCCUCUGCCAUAGCAUUGGCUACGCGUAA